AUGAGUGCCGCCAUCGCAAUUGGAGGCACCCUAGGAGGAUGUAUGACAUGUAUGGUUGUAGUAGAGUCAUUGGCAAAGUAAGUUCUAACUUUUAGUAUGUAUAUUUGUGUUUAGAAGCCACACUCACGCCAUGAACUUGAUGACCUUUUCCAACUUCUUGUUCAUCUCUCUUCAGGGUCUCAUCUUUACCUCAAGGUUCUUGUCCGUGCCUAACAAAAUACCUCUCAGAGCUUAUAUCCCAGUAGUCGUGACGUUCUGUUUUGUAAAUAUUAUCAACAACCUGGCCUUGAGUUACAGAGUGCCAGUUCCCUUGCACAUCAUUUUCAGAUCGGUAAGCGGGGUUGAAGUUUUUAUAUUUUCAGAUAAUCAGAUUUUAAAUGUGUUAGUACAUGUGAUCAUAUGUUAUGUUGUUUAGGGUUCCCUACUGUCCAGUUUGGUCAUGAACAGGUUAUUGUUGGGGCGUCAGUAUACGACCAAAAAGUAUUUGUCAGUUGUUGCUAUUACUAUCGGCAUCAUAAUGUGCACAUUGGCUGAACAGGUAAGUAACAUACUGAGUUUUACACAUGUUUCAAUAUUACGUUAUAACUGAUGAAAAAGUCAUGUCGAAUCUUUCAGGGCACCCAAAAGAGUACCAGUUUGUCCAUUGAAGAAGCCGAGAAGCAUUUGAAGGACUGGUCGAUCGGAAUAACCAUGCUAACUAUUGCCUUGAUCGCCUCGUCGUAUCUCGCCAUUUGUCAGGAGAAGAUGUACACAACGCACGGCAAACAUCCAGACGAAGCCAUGUUCUACGUUCACGCUUUGUCGUUACCGUUUUUCGCUUUCUUUGGCCGAGACAUUGUCAGUUGUGCCCAAGAGUUCAACCAGGAGCCGGCUCUGGAGUUGUUUGGGUACAACUUGGUGUUCUCUCAAGCAUGGUGGAUGGUGUUGGCUACUUCUAUCUUCCAGUAAGCUGAUUUUGCUGAAUUUCUUAUGGUAAACAGUUUUUAUUUUUAAAAUCAUUCGUUUGAACAAACAUGUCAUGAAAUGUAACUUUUAGGUACUUCUGUAUCAAAUUCGUGUAUAUGGCCAACGCUUACAUGGACUCUCUGUCCGUCACUCUCCUGGUAACUCUCCGCAAAUUCUUGUCAUUACUGGUAUCAAUCAUAUACUUCAAUAACGUGUUCACGGCUACCCAUUGGGCUGGGGCCAUUCUUGUGUUUGGUGGAACUCUCGUAUUCAGUAACGUGAUUCUACGCUCGUAA
Molecule: messenger RNA, 1241 nt
Organism: Bursaphelenchus okinawaensis
Lineage: Eukaryota; Metazoa; Nematoda; Chromadorea; Rhabditida; Aphelenchoididae
Source: the annotation of a GenBank genome assembly